Molecule: messenger RNA, 607 nt
Organism: Cuscuta epithymum
Lineage: Eukaryota; Viridiplantae; Streptophyta; Magnoliopsida; Solanales; Convolvulaceae
Source: the annotation of a GenBank genome assembly
GUCUCUCACUUUCUAUGAAAACAAUUGAAAAGACUAUUUCCAAUAAUAAAAAUUCUUGAGAAAAUGGUAGGGCCAGCUGGGAAUAUAAAGCCCGCCGCAGAACGAUCCCCGCCGCCGCCGGGGAGCAAACCGCAGUCUAUGAAUGCCACCGGAAUGGCUACCGGAAAAGCCGACCAAACCUCACCAAAGUUACCAUCGCCGGGGCAGCAACACACGGGCGUGCUCAACCAGACACGUAGGUUGUCGGUUUGUCCCGCAAAAAUGGCCGUCGGCGGGCUUGCCGUCGCCGUCACCAUAGGCUACUUUACCUUGUAUUCCAACAAGAAGCCGGAAGCCACCGCCAUUGACGUGGCUAGGGUUGCCACCGGCACCGGAACGCCGUCCAACACCCGCCCUCGCAAUUAAUUAAGUUCUUGCGCUUAAUAAUUCAAAGAUACGACCUAAUUGCAUUUUAAUUCGCUCUAAGAUUUUUAUUGUAAUUGGAUUCUAUCCCGGACCCUCGUCUUGCGGGAACGACAAUUUACACAGGGUGCUAUUUUUUUUUUGUUAUUGGAUUGAUUUGUUUGUUGCAAAUUUUAAUAUUUAAUUAAUGUGUUGUAGUAUUUUU